UUUUCUGUCUCCCUCCAGCCCAAACUGUUCCGAUGCUGAUCUCCUACGCCGAGUACAAGCCCCACUUGGUCGACCAGGGGGCCAUGAAGCUCAGCAUCUCAGGAAAAGUGGCUGGAACCGGUCAAGUUCUGGCUAAAGAGCACACCUUCCGUCUGCGCACUCCGGAUCUCACGAUAACGCUACUGAGCCCAGCCGUGGUUGGACAAGAGGCCCAAGUCCAGAUUGUCUUCAAAAAUCCUCUUCCUGUCACACUGACCGGUGUCGUCUUCCACAUGGAGGGAUCUGGGCUUUCCACCCCCAAUACGAUGACAGUCGGGGAUAUUGGCCCCAACCAAACGAUGAAAAUGCGCCACACCUUCACACCGCUGCGCCCGGGACGUCGCCAGUUGGUUGCCAGUCUGGACAGCCCUCAGCUCUCCCAGGUCCACGGAGUGCUGACGAUCGACGUGGCCCCGGGACCGGUGCGGGGCCCGUCGGGUUCUCCAGCCCCCGUUCGGGGUUCUCCCGUCCUUUCCCGAGACUCUCCGGGUAGGCAGCCCACCAACCGCAGUAGCCCGAACACCCGCACCUCUCCGGCCCGGGGCUCCCCGUCUCGCCAGCCAGAUCCCCGCGGGUCCCCCAAUAACCGUGGGUCGCCUCGCGUCGUCAGAGGAGAGCGGACCGGGCGCCCUAUCUGAGCCAGACUCUAGUUUUUAUGUACUGUGUAUCUACAAUGCCAGAGAAGUGGGGGGCAAGAGGGAGGGAAGGGCGCCCUGCGUGACCCACAGAACCACAGCAGUGCCGAGGGGGGAGAGGGCAGGUCGAAGCCGGAUUGCCCAGUUCCUGCCCCAGGGAAUCUCUUGUGCAUCCAUUGAGAAAGACUGUCCUACUGUCUCCUGUUCUGACUGAGGUUGCCCCAUCAGUAGUUUGCAAUCCCCCAAACACCCUCAGAGCCCUCAUCUCAUUUGCUAUAUGUAUUCAUCCACUCACGCCAUGCCACAUAAGUGUAAUCCACCCUUCCUGUCGCCACACAGAACCACCAAGUCUGCCCACAGUCUGUCUGCACCAACCCUCCCCUGGUCUUCACAUACAGCUUUCACCCCCUCCCCUCACUUGUUCUAGGUUCGAAUGACUCCACUUUCUCUCCCUCAAGCUGCCAAGGGUAUCCUAAAAGUUUGGCCCUGAUGACACUCUGUCCCUUCCCCCAACAUGUUUGGUUCUGCUCCCCACUGAUACCAGACAACUGUAAAAGGCCCCCCGGUUGGUUUUUAGCUUUGCUGCUCUUAUUUUUUUUUUAAUAAAACCCUUUCCAGGUAAACACAAAGAGUCUCUCCUGAGCCCAAUCCUCUAGGUCUGUCCGUAUCAGAGCUACUGGAAUUAACCUCUCCUGUUGAGAAAGGAGGACCCUCUAACCUGUCCCUCCCAGAACCACUUUGGGCAGGUGAAUUUGUACAGGUUAAGGUGGGGCUGUGCUGGGAUCGCUGUAAGAAAUGCACACGAUGAAACGCAAUGGAGAAAGACUAACCCACCGUUAAGAUAUAUCGACCGGCCAUUGCCGGAUUGCCUUUGCUCAUUUAUUUAAAUGCUUGCGCAUUUUCAAGGAGCCAAGGCCUCCUUUGACUUGCACUGAAGCUGAGCUAUUAGAGGAAUAUAUGGAUGGGUGGGUGGGUUGGGGGACGGGAAUUGGGGGGGGGGACACAUAGUAAUGUAUUACACGCUGGAUAACUUUACCAGGAGAGACCAUUUUACAUUUGAACGAUAUGUAAAUGAACAACACCAAACAAAAUGCUGUGAUUCCCCCCCCCCCCCCGCAAAUGCAGAUAUUUAUUUUAAAAUAAACGGUUUUUAACUCAA
Sphaerodactylus townsendi is the source of this 1833-nucleotide messenger RNA. RefSeq names its product protein-glutamine gamma-glutamyltransferase K-like. Lineage: Eukaryota; Metazoa; Chordata; Lepidosauria; Squamata; Sphaerodactylidae. The coding region runs from base 33 to 677 and encodes 214 amino acids. Gene Ontology annotation, molecular function: protein-glutamine gamma-glutamyltransferase activity. The transcript has 3 exons. The record is from RefSeq and is a predicted model, not a curated record. Gene Ontology annotation, biological process: peptide cross-linking.